CGCACUAAAAUUCUUGAUUCGUCGUCCUAAUUAAAUCAAAUUUCCUUUAAUGCCCUUUGUUCAUUUAUUUAAUCAAACAAACAACAAAAAACUCGUAUACCACCAAAUAACAAACUAUAAUCAAUCAAACAACAACAAACCAGAAGAAGAAACAUAAACAUAGGAUAUGGAUUUUAAUUGGAGGUCUUUCUGAACAACUUUGUUUUUCACUUCCAGUCGUCCAUUCCAUUUUGAUACAAUAUGGUAAUCAUAUCCUUGUCAGUGUCGGCCAUAGUGGAACCGGGAGGCCAUCCACUCUUCGAACAAAUGCCUCUCUGUACUCGCAAAUGUCCUCAGAGCAUUACUUGAUCCUGCCACGGACCCCGGCAACGACUCUCCAACUUAUCUCCGGCAUCCUCCCUCCUCGGCUUCAGCAAACACGAGACGACAAACUUACCGAUCGCCGCCAUGAGGUUGUCGGAUUUCAGCUCCCCGUCAAUCCCGUUCACGAUCACGUGGCCACCAUCGUCGUACAGAUUCCAAUCCACGACCUCCGUGUGCAGGUACCCCUUCUCGGCCGCCGCCAAUUCCGCGACGCAUUUUAGGUUUACAUUAGAACAAGGGGCAGGAAUGUCAAUUCGGUAUAUUUUAGGGCGACAAAAUUUAAAUUUUAGGGCGACAAAUAGCAAUUCAGAUACUCUAAGGGGUGAACAAACAAAAUUGAAAAUGAACCAACCGUCUAAUAUAAACUGACCCAUUUGUAAUAUUCGAGCAAAUCCAAUUCUUGGCCGUUGAUGGUAGGAAAGGUUCUAGUCAAAGCCUUGGAACCUUUGGUUUUAGGUUGAAGAUGUAGUACCUCAUUUAUAACCCGUUGAUUACCCAAACCGACUAGUGAUACGACAUUUUGAUUUUACAUCGAAGUCUUUUAUAUUUGACAUAUAUUCCAUGGGUAAAUUGCAAGGUUGGUCACUAGAUUUACUAAAAACGUUCAUAUUUGAUCACUACAAAUAUUUAAUUCCAUUCAUGGUUACUAAAAUUAGUUCAACAGUUCCUGUUUGGUCACUCUUCAUUAGUCUCCGUUAAUUUUUGCUGAUGUGGCAGUUAUAGGUGUCAAUCGGGCGGGUUCGGGCUGGGUUCAAUCGGGUUCGGGUUCAAACGGGUUGCGGGUUAGUCGGGUUACGGGUUCAUCGGGUUCGGGUUCAUCGGGUUUGGGUUCAAACGGGUUGCGGGUUAGUCGGGUUGCGGGUUCAUCGGGUUGCGGGCAAAUAGGGUUGCGGGCAAAUAGGGUUACGGGUUCAUCGGGUUUUGGGUCGGGCGGGUUGCGGGCGGAUCGAGUUUCGGGUUGUUCGGGCCCGCGCAUCUAGUAACUUAACUCACUACAAGAAAAAACAUAGUUAGUGUCGGUUUUAACCGAUACUAAUUCUUUUUGUGUCGGUUCACUUAACCGACACGAAAGUUGUCGACACUAAACCGAUUCGUGUCGGUUUUGGACAACCGCUGGAAUAACCGACCCAAAUUAUAUUUAUGCCGGUUACUAACCGACACUAAUUAUUUAUCUAGAAAAUUAUUUUUUACUUGAAAUUGUUAUCUGUGUCGGUUCACUAACCGACUCAACUUAGUCAAAUUUUUAAUAAAAUAAAAAAAUCCCCGGCGAGUCAAUCGUCGCAGGUGACCAUUCUCCUCCUCUCCGGCCAACCCUCUUCUUUUCCUAUCCCUCGAUACAUAUCAAAACUAUUAGAAAAAACAAAGAUCUGGAAAACUGAACUCACAAAAGCUGUUCUUCAUUACCAAACUCUUCUUCAUUCACGAACCCAGAAAAGUUUCACAAACCCAGAAAAUACAACCCCCUAACCCAACAAUUACAACCCUUUUAAACCUAGAAAAUGCGAACUCCAAACCCAACAACCACAGAUACAAACCAGAGAACAAAAUCUUAUCUUCUUCCAAACCAACCGAAUCAAAAUUUGCUCUUUCUCCUCCUUAAACCCAUUAGAUCCCAAAAAAUAAAAAAACACAAAAAAAAAAAUGCAACAGAAUCCUUCUCCGCCGUCGCCGCGAGUCUCGCACCAGGCCUUGUGUUUAUUGAUCUCCGUCGGGAUUGCGCUCGUGGACCUCCACCUCCUCCACCAGCUCUUGCUACCUCUGUCGCCUCACCCUCAGCUCCCUACGUUUCCUCUCGAUCUCUCCGCUAUCGUUGCCAGCUCUCGCUGAUCGUCGCUAUCUCGGUUUCUCUGCCAUAAUCGUCGGAUCUCGCCGAGCGUCGCCAUUUCGGUCUCUCCGCCAUCGUCGCCGGAUCUCGCCAGAGGAAGAAGCUAGCGACGGAGGGGAUCUUUUUUUUAAGAGAGGAAUCGAAGGAAGGAGAUGAAAGAAGGGUCUAUUUUUUUCUAGAACAGAGGAGCAGGUGAAUGGUUCAUUUUUUGGAGAGGAACGAAGAAGGAAGCAGGAGAGAAAGAAGGAAAGUUGAGAGAGAGAAGGAAAGUUCAGCGGCGAGAGAUUGAAUUGGGGAGAGGAGAGGGGUUUGUUUAUUUGGAGUAAAGGGACUUUUUUUCAAAGUAAAAAAUUUCAAUUCUU
Linum trigynum is the source of this 2550-nucleotide messenger RNA. The record is from the annotation of a GenBank genome assembly. NCBI's taxonomy places the organism in Eukaryota, Viridiplantae, Streptophyta, Magnoliopsida, Malpighiales, Linaceae.